Messenger RNA from Ricinus communis (castor bean), 903 nucleotides. RefSeq names its product Werner Syndrome-like exonuclease. Gene Ontology annotation, molecular function: 3'-5' exonuclease activity; nucleic acid binding. The transcript has a single exon. Gene Ontology annotation, cellular component: cytoplasm; nucleus. The record is from RefSeq and is a predicted model, not a curated record. Gene Ontology annotation, biological process: nucleobase-containing compound metabolic process. The coding region runs from base 134 to 769 and encodes 211 amino acids. Lineage: Eukaryota; Viridiplantae; Streptophyta; Magnoliopsida; Malpighiales; Euphorbiaceae.
AGUUGUACAUUAAUUAUGGAAUGAUAUGUAUGGAAGGCCUCUGUAACCUUCCAUCCCUAGAAAUUUGAAAAUUGGAUUCCACCCUAAUACCAGAUCUGCGUAGCCGCUGUGAAAUCUUGUUUACCACAACAAAAUGACAUUAGGUAUCAGAGACUACGAACUGAUCAACGACACCCACAAUCUAUACGACAUCACGUUCUUCACCGACCAGAUCCACACCCUUGUAACCCACUCUCCUUCUCUCGUAGAACAAUGGCUGAUAGAGACCCAAGGCCAAAACAACCAAACUCAGCCCACCAUCGUUGGCCUAGACGUGGAGUGGCGUCCCAAUUUCAGCCGUCAUAUUGAGAAUCCAGUAGCCACUCUGCAACUGUGCAUCGGAAGCAGAUGCCUUAUCUAUCAGCUAAUACAUUCCCCGAGAAUCCCGCAAUCUCUUUUCGACUUUCUUAAGAACUCAAGUUAUGUCUUUGCUGGGGUUGGGAUUGAGAGUGAUGUUGAGAAGCUGGUGGAGGAUUAUGGGUUGAGUGUAGGGAAUGUGAUGGAAUUGAGGCGUGUGGCAGCUGAGAGUUUAGGGGUUAAGGAGUUGAAGAAUGCUGGGUUGAAGGAGCUGGUGAAGCAAGUUUUGGGGAAGGAGAUUCAGAAGCCUAAAAGGGUUACAAUGAGCAGGUGGGAUAGUAUGUGGUUAUCUCAUGAUCAAGUUCAGUAUGCAUGUCUUGAUGCUUUUGUGUGUUCUGAAAUUGGCAGGAUAUUGACUCAAUCUGGACCUUGAAUUUUCUAAUGAAGGGUAAUGUCUCUUUUUUCUUUUUGGAAUUUAGAGAUGUCUUAUUUACCCACCAUUGUGUGGUUAUUGGUAUGGAACUCCUCCAUGUAUGUCUUAAUCUAAGAAGGUUUUAUUUAGAAAUU